AUGACAUCAAAAUCCCUACCAAAAUCACUGAAGCUGCUCACAAAACUCAUCACACUCGAUCUAAGUGGCAAUGAAUCUCUCGAUGAAAUUUCAAUACUUGGGGAGCUAAAAGGCCUUGAAAUUCUGAAGGUUAGAGGGACCGGAAUUAAAGUGAUUCCUAAAGAGAUCGGUCAGUUGAUCAACUUAAGGCUAUUGGAUGCGGGCGAAUGUUACUAUUUAUCUGAUGUAACACCUGGCGUCAUAUCAAAGCUCACUUGCUUGGAAGAGUUGUAUAUUGGAACAGAUGAAGAGAACGCAGUGUCUCGCCUUUGUCUUAUGGAAAUAAGGAAAUUGAAAUUCUUCAGAGCUCUGCAUUUUUCAACGAAUUCAAAUGCUUGUCAUCUUUUUCCUGAAGGUACCUACUUCGAAAAGUUGCAAGAAUUCUUUUUUCAAUUUAUUGAUAUUGAUACAGAGAGAUUCCUUUUGCAAUCUGAUUUUGAUCGAUCAAAAUCACAUUUAGAACGUCGACUACGCAUUGCAAGGUCUAAAUUCCCAUUCAAGAUGUCAAUCAAGAAACUAUUUCAGGAAAGUGAUGGUAUAGAACUAGACUAUAUACAAGAUUUGGAUAACAUCAUACCAGACCUUUAUGUAGAAAAUACUAGUGAUAAGUUAAAGGCUAUUGAAUUGUAUAGUUCUGAAAAUGUUUCAUGCUUGGUGAAGACAACGAUUGAGGCUGAGGAUGCAACAAAGGAAAAGCUUUUCUCCCAAGUGGAACAAAUCCACCUGCAUGACCUUAAGAACCUGAAGCUUCUUUUUGAUUGUUCAUUUCAAUAUAUAAGCUUGCGUAAUCUACAAGACAUUACAAUUUCAAGUUGUUCUUCCUUGUUGACGGUGUUCCCCUUGAGUGUAGCACAAGGGCUUUACAAUCUGAGACGUAUACAGAUUUGGGAUUGUAGCAGUUUGGUGGUAGUGAUUUCUGGUGGAGAUGAGCAAACAACUGUUAGUGACAUUGAGCAAACAGGGGAUAUUGAAAUCGAAGUGGGCAUACAUGAUGCAAAUAUUGAGUUCCGUUGGCUUGCCCGUAUUGACCUUACAAAUUUGCCCCAAUUAAAGAGCUUCUACUCUGGGGAUUCUACAAUCAAAUAUCCUUCCUUGAAGUUUAUCCAGGUGAAAAAUUGUCCGAGCAUGAAGUCUACAUGGGGUCACGGGGUCGACGAUAUGCUCAAUGUCGACGAUACGCCCAACCUCGACGAUACGCCCAACCACAAUUUUACUCCUAAAGAAGGUGAAUUGUUACUUUAA
This is a messenger RNA of Lactuca saligna, 1281 nucleotides long. NCBI's taxonomy places the organism in Eukaryota, Viridiplantae, Streptophyta, Magnoliopsida, Asterales, Asteraceae. The record is from the annotation of a GenBank genome assembly.